Molecule: messenger RNA, 554 nt
Organism: Oppiella nova
Lineage: Eukaryota; Metazoa; Arthropoda; Arachnida; Sarcoptiformes; Oppiidae
Source: the annotation of a GenBank genome assembly
UAGCCACAAAUGAGCGCAAAUGCCAAACAAUUGUUUUACUUCUGUUUUGGAUCUAAUCUGUGGUCAAAGCGAAUGCAUAUCAACGUCAAGAGUGCCGUCAAGUAUGGCAACGGAUUGCUGAAGGACUGGACCCUCACUUUCUCCGGCUUAUCGCGGCUAUGGCUCGGAUCCACCGCUAAUAUUGUGCCACUAAAAGAUAGUAUUGUUUGGGGAACUGUUUGGACAAUAAGUGACUCUGAGUUGGCAGAUCUGGACAUACAGGAAGUGGGUUACCGGAGGAUUGAGAUCAAUGUAUUGGUUGGACAAGAGGUAGUCAAAUGCCACACUUAUGUCCAGAAGGAGACCUACAGUGAACUGUUUGACUCCGGGAGCGCAUCCAAUACUCCGAGUCUGGCCUACAAGACAGUGAUCCUCAAGGGAGCCAUUGAACAGAAUUUGCCCGAAGAUUACAUUCAAUUCCUUAAGUCUUUCAAAGAUAACGGAAACCUAAACUGCGGUCCAAAAGAUCUCGACUUAACACCCAUUCCUUGAUUAAGACAUUUAGCAAAUUAAAU